UUUCAAUCAACGGCUGAGCUCACGAUGAAUCCCGUUUACCGAGCUGUUGCUUACACUGCUGAGGGCCUCCCUUUGCAAGGAGUGAGGAAUGAUGGCUUUCCAGGACAACCUGGGGGUCCUACAUUCGUUCAGCACACCAUGGUGAAUGUCAUCACUGAGCCCCCCAAGGACCAUAUCAUCUGGUCAAUUCUCAACCUUUUCUAUGGAAACCCCUGCUGCCUGGGACUGACGGCUCUCAUCUUUUCUGUCAAGGCAAGAGACCGGAAGGUGGUUGGAGAUCUGGAGGGUGCUCGGCUCUAUGGCUCCACUGCUCGCUGGCUCAACAUCUCGGCCACUGCCCUGGUCUCUUUGACGGUCUUGCUCAGUGUGAUAACUGUAGUGUUAGUUCACAAAUAA
Messenger RNA from Menidia menidia (Atlantic silverside), 396 nucleotides. The record is from the annotation of a GenBank genome assembly. NCBI's taxonomy places the organism in Eukaryota, Metazoa, Chordata, Actinopteri, Atheriniformes, Atherinopsidae.